Messenger RNA from Nymphaea colorata (pocket water lily), 1691 nucleotides. RefSeq names its product protein ROH1-like. The record is from RefSeq and is a predicted model, not a curated record. The transcript has 2 exons. The coding region runs from base 200 to 1369 and encodes 389 amino acids. NCBI's taxonomy places the organism in Eukaryota, Viridiplantae, Streptophyta, Magnoliopsida, Nymphaeales, Nymphaeaceae.
GGGCAAAAGUGGCCGAUGAGUGAACUCACAGCGGAAGCAAACCCAUAGGGAGAGAGAGGGGGAGAAGGAGGGAGAGAGAAGGAUCGAUCAGCCAUGGCCGAAGAUUAAUGAUAUUCCAGAGCCGUGAUUUCUUCCGUGUAAGGGCUGUUUCUUAUGCUUGUUGUCUGCGUGGAAUGUUGACUAGCUGUCUCUAGUGAGAAUGCCUGCUACAGAUUACCAGGGUACUUCUGUGCCUUUUGGGUCAUUAGGACGUACAAUUCUAAGUCUGAGACGUGAACAGGUUCAUUCAAUGGAGGGGAGUUCUGAAUCUGGGUCUGCACAAGAGCAGAGGCUUGAGGCCUUCCAGCGGAUGGUCACUGAGAACUUCAACCAACUUGCUUCCUGUAAUCCGGAUGAGCUUCUUUCAUUGUCUUGGAUUCGCCGCCUUCUGGAUGCAUUCCUCGCCUGUCAGGAAGAGUUUAGGCUAAUCCUUAUGAAUCACAGGUUCCAGUUUGCAAAACCUCCUCUUGAUCGUCAAACAGCUGAAUUUUUUGAGCGCAGCGUCAAGGCUCUUGAUCUCUGUAAUGCUAUUCGCGAUGGGAUUGAGCAGGUCCGACAAUGGCGCAAGCAGCUUGAAAUUGUACUGUCUGCAUUGGAUGCACGCCAUCGUACUCUUGGGGAGGGACAGUUCCGUAGGGCAAGGAAAGCCCUUAGCGAUCUGGCUGUUGGAAUGCUUGAGGAAAAGGAGUCUGGAUCAUUUCUGGCCCAGAGAAAUAGGUCUUUCGGACGGAAUUCCACCAAGGAACGAACGGUGGGUCAUUUCCGGUCCCUUUCAUGGAGUGUAUCCCGCUCUUGGUCAGCUGCCCGCCAGCUUCAGGCUAUUGGGAACAACCUGAACCCACCACGGAGCAAUGAUAUAUUAGCAACUGGUGGUCUUUCUGUUCUUGUAUACACCAUGAAUACAAUUCUUCUCUUUGUCAUGUGGGCCCUGGUUGCAGCAAUUCCUUGUCAGGAUCGGGGCAUUCAGAUACAUUUCUCAGUUCCACGACAUUUUUCGUGGGCAUCUUCUGUUCUCCCUCUGCAUGAGAAAAUAAUGGAGGAAGCAAAGAAGAGGGACCGAAAAAAUUCUUGUGGGCUUCUUAAGGAAAUACACCAGAUCGAGAAAUGUGCCCGUCAAAUAACAGAGUUGGCAGACUCCGUCCACUUCCCGUUGCCGGAGGCCAAACAGAAGGAAGUUAGGCAAGGAGUUGACGACUUAGCUCAUGUGUGUGAAACAUUGAGAGAUGGGCUUGACCCAUUCGAGCGCCAGAUUAGGGAUGUCUUCCACAGAAUUGUCAAUAGCCGAACUGAAGGUCUCGAUUGUUUGGGGAGACCACACAGUUCUGAGUAGCAUGCUGUGCCAGAUGGAUGGCUAUCCUGAUGUAAAUUUUUUGCAAUUGAUAUUGUUUUUCUUUUUUUCUUUUUCUGAGCAUUUGGCUUUCAGGAUGUGAUUUUAUUGUUUUAAUGGAAGGAAAGAUAUAGAUAUACUCCGUUCCCCUGCUCACCAAGAAUAAGAUGUUCUUGUGAUAUGAUAGGAAGCAGGUUGCACCUUCUGUAUCUACUAUGUAUUUUGUACAAAAAAGUAUUGUUAUCACCUUGUCAUUAGUGCUAUAUCUUGGCUCCUGUCUUCAUUGUAUUAUUUCUCACAAUGUUUUAAAUACUUAAUUCCUUAA